This is a messenger RNA of Aspergillus welwitschiae, 546 nucleotides long. Its product is annotated as translationally-controlled tumor protein. NCBI's taxonomy places the organism in Eukaryota, Fungi, Ascomycota, Eurotiomycetes, Eurotiales, Aspergillaceae. Gene Ontology annotation, cellular component: cytoplasm. The coding region runs from base 1 to 546 and encodes 181 amino acids. The transcript has 4 exons. The record is from RefSeq and is a predicted model, not a curated record. Gene Ontology annotation, molecular function: calcium ion binding.
AUGAUCAUUUACACGGAUAUCGUCUCCGGUGACGAGGUUCUCUCCGACACCUUCAAGAUCCAGGAGGACAGUGACAGCAAGCUCCUCUGGACUUGCGACUGCCGCAAGUACCUCAAGAAGAAGAACGAGGACUUCGAGCUCGAGGGUGCCAACCCCUCCGCUGAGGGCGGUGAUGACGAUGCCGGUGGUGAGGGUGAGGCCGUCAUGGUCCACGACAUUGAGGACCAGUUCCGUCUCGUCUGGCUCAAGACCGAGGAGGGCAUGAAGCCCUCCAAGGAUGCCUUCAAGUCCCACCUCAAGAACUACAUGAAGAAGGUCCUUGCCAGACUCACCGAGACCGGUGCCUCCAAGGAGACCAUCGAUGAGUUCAAGGCUGGUGCCCCCGCCGCCGUCAAGAAGAUCCUUGGCAACUACGACAACUACGAUGUCCUGAUGGGUCAGUCCAUGGACGGUGAUGCUAUGCACAUCCUGAUUGACUUCCGUGAGGACGGUGUCACCCCCUUCGCUACCCUCUGGAAGCACGGUCUCCAGGAGGUUAAGGUCUAA